Pogona vitticeps (central bearded dragon) is the source of this 765-nucleotide messenger RNA. The record is from RefSeq and is a predicted model, not a curated record. NCBI's taxonomy places the organism in Eukaryota, Metazoa, Chordata, Lepidosauria, Squamata, Agamidae.
CGAUGCUUCAGGCAUCUCAUAACACAAGGCUCCUUCUUUAAUUCUGGCCUGUGUUGGGGAGAAGAAAGGCCAGGUGUUGCCAGAAUGUGGGAGGGGUACAAGAUCAUAAGCGAUUCAACCAGACACCUGCCUUUCUAUACCGCUUCACUGCCCAAUUCAAGAGAGAUGAAUGUAAACAAAGCAGAACCAGCCAGGCAUGCGUAGAAAAGAUACUGAAUUGAAACCAACGGAAUUUAGGACCCAGAAGAAGCCGCAGGAGCGAGGCCAGGAAGUGGAAGCCCGAAGCUAUGCUAUUCAGCGCUGAUUUGACUAGAGAGACUUAUCAAACAUGGUUAAACUGCCGGAUAGUAGUACCUGAUAACUGUUAAUGCAAUAACUGCGUGGGAGCGCUUCUGGUGUGUUAGGGUUCUGAAAUCUUUUGCUGAGCAGCACCCAGUUUGCCCACAUAGCGCAGCGCCAUUGCAGAAGACUGCAGACAUGAGCACCAAGAAAGUGGCUCUUAUCACAGGCAUCACUGGCCAGGAUGGCUCAUACUUGGCAGAGUUCCUGCUGGAAAAAGGCUAUGAGGUACAUGGAAUUGUUCGUAGAUCUAGCUCUUUUAACACAGGACGGAUCGAACAUCUUUACAAGAACCCGCAAGCUCACAUAGAAGGAAAUAUGAAGCUACAUUAUGGGGAUCUCACAGACAGUACAUGCCUAGUGAAAAUAAUUAAUGAAGUGAAGCCCUCUGAAAUUUACAACCUUGGCGCUCAGAGUCAUGUUAAA